CUCGGCGGCCUUGCCCUUCGUCUAGUCGCCUGAUCUGCUCGGACCAGACAAACUCCACUUCUCCAUCUCUUCGUUGAAUUUUCAAAGCAUUUAAUUCAAAUCAGGAAACCUCAUACCCUUCUUCUUUGUGCCCGAACCCCAAAGCCAAAAGCCUGCCUCUUUCUCUCUCGAGAUUGUAUCUAACAGCGACGGACUUCUCAUGGAUUGUCGAUCUUUAAUCCCACUCUCUAUCUGUUUUCUUUUCCUUCUGCCUCGUCUCUCACUUUCAGCUAUCCAAUUGCGAGGAUUGCUGGGAGACAAGAAUGCGCCUGAAUCGGUGCUGAGAUUGAACGGAGGUGCUUUCUCUCCUGCUUUUGAUCCCACUCGUGUCACUCAGCUCUCAUGGCGUCCCAGGGCUUUCGUUUAUAAGGGAUUUCUGACCGAUGGAGAGUGCGACCACCUGAUCAAACUGUCUAGGGAUAAGCUGGAGAAGUCGAUGGUGGCGGAUAACGAGUCCGGUAAGAGUAUUAUGAGCGAGGUCCGAACAAGCUCUGGCAUGUUUCUUCAGAAAGCUCAGGAUGCAAUAGUUGCAGAAAUUGAGGCCAGGAUUGCUGCAUGGACAUUCCUCCCAGUAGAAAAUGGGGAGGCCAUGCAAGUACUCCACUAUGAGCAUGGUGAGAAAUAUGAACCGCAUUUUGAUUUUUUUCAUGACAAGGCUAAUCAAGAACUGGGUGGCCACCGGGUUGCCACUGUAUUGAUGUAUUUGUCUGAUAUUGAGAAGGGUGGGGAGACAAUCUUUCCCAAUUCAGAGGCAAGGAUGUCUCAACCAAAGGAUGAUGUCUGGUCUGAUUGUGCUAAAAAUGGCUAUGCAGUGAAACCCAAAAAGGGCGAUGCCUUGCUGUUCUUCAGUCUUCAUCCUGAUGCAACUACAGAUACCUACAGUUUGCAUGGCAGCUGCCCUGUUAUAGAGGGUGAGAAGUGGUCUGCAACCAAGUGGAUACACGUGAGGUCCUUCGACAAACCUGCAGGGGACACAGACAGUGGGGAUUGCGUGGAUGGAGAUGAGAACUGCCCUAUGUGGGCUAAGACUGGUGAGUGUGAAAAGAACCCUCUUUACAUGGUGGGUUCUAACGACUCUUCCGGGAAAUGUCGGAAGAGUUGCAAGGUCUGCUCAUCCUAAGUAAACCAUUUUCUAGUUUUUCCUUCAUUUAAAUCCUGUAAUUGUUGUAUAUAACAUUGAGCUCUGACUUACUGGCACAUUUAUCACAUAUUCGCAGAGCCAGACCCACUUAGCAGGCUCACAUAUAUAAAAAUGGAGUUUUCACCUGUU
This is a messenger RNA of Juglans microcarpa x Juglans regia, 1309 nucleotides long. RefSeq names its product probable prolyl 4-hydroxylase 7. The coding region runs from base 200 to 1159 and encodes 319 amino acids. Gene Ontology annotation, molecular function: L-ascorbic acid binding; iron ion binding; procollagen-proline 4-dioxygenase activity. The transcript has 8 exons. The record is from RefSeq and is a predicted model, not a curated record. Lineage: Eukaryota; Viridiplantae; Streptophyta; Magnoliopsida; Fagales; Juglandaceae. Gene Ontology annotation, cellular component: endoplasmic reticulum. Gene Ontology annotation, biological process: peptidyl-proline hydroxylation to 4-hydroxy-L-proline.